This is a messenger RNA of Corylus avellana, 3240 nucleotides long. Its product is annotated as dual specificity protein phosphatase family protein. Gene Ontology annotation, molecular function: phosphoprotein phosphatase activity. Gene Ontology annotation, biological process: protein dephosphorylation; response to abscisic acid; cortical microtubule organization. The record is from RefSeq and is a predicted model, not a curated record. NCBI's taxonomy places the organism in Eukaryota, Viridiplantae, Streptophyta, Magnoliopsida, Fagales, Betulaceae.
GAAAGCAAAAAAAAAGAGCACUCCGUGGUCGACAUGGUUGCUCCAACUCCGGCGAGGCCAUCUUUCUUUUGCAGAGGCAGUGACCUCCAUUGCACUGCCUCGCAGUGUUCUACGUAUAAACUCACUGUGUUCUAUUACUUUUAGGCACGACUACGUGGUAGUCCUCCCUGAAAAAGCGCCACAACCCUUAACCCUCUCUCUCUCUCUAAAAAGCAACUACUGCUUUCUGUUCCUCAUCUAAAGUUUGACUACCCCAACCCAAAAACAAAAAGAAAAUAACAAUCUGACAAUUAUGGCAAAAGAGCAAAAGCUGGAAUCUCCCCCUCUCCAGGACAAAGAGGAAGACAAGGAAGAGCUGGACCUGGGACCCGACGAGCCUGACCCUCCAUUGCCCUUAACAGUCACUUCCCGGGUAUUGUAUAUGUUGGGAGACAUAACGGCGGGGCCGGCAUUUAGGUUCAGCCAAUGGCUAGAUUUGGUUCGUAAACGUAGCGCCAGAUAUCGCACCUCUGGCUUCCCCCGCCUCAACUCUAUGCCUUCUCCUUCUUCUUCUAGUGCAGGGGAAGUUAUUGACGAUUCAAAGAGUUCUCUGCCUCCUGAGCAGAUUACGGAGACCAGCUUGUGGGAGAGGCUUGGUAAAGCUGCUAUGUUGGAUAUCGAGUCCAGUUCUUUCUCUUGGGAAAAACUUUCUUCGCUUCACCACACCGAACAUGGUAGUAGCAACGAGCAUUCUGAGGAUGAAAUGAACAAAGCCCUUGAGGUCACUGUGAAUUCUGGAGGAGUUGUCUUCUUUGCCCUGUUCAACCAGCCAGGGAACGAUGAUGCUUCUUCAAAGGAAGCAGCGGCUGUUAUAAAGAUAUCAUCAUCAAGGAUGGCCACACAAUCUGAACGCCUUGGCUACGAACUUGCAAAGUGGUUAGGUGUCCGAACCCCACAGGGCAGAGUCAUUCAUAAUUCUAGCCCGGAGUGGCUCCAGAUAAGGGAAGCUGCAGAGAAAGCAAAAGAUGCAGCAAGUUUAGAAGGAGACGAAGUUGGUGAAAUGACUUGUUCAGAACUUUUGGAAGCACUUGAACUUAGCCGAUGCCUCUUUUUUAUGAGUUACGUGCAUGGAUCUCCGUUACUAGAGAGCUCAAGUCCAUUUGAGUCACGGGAAUAUGCUGAAAAAACAGCAGCAGCCCUUGGUAGGGUGUUGAUGUUGGACCUUGUCAUUAGAAAUGAAGAUAGGCUCCCUUGCCGUCAGCUCAGAUGGCGUGGAAAUUCUGCAAAUUUUCUGUUGGCUGACAAAAUGGCCUCUGCAAAUAUAGAUGCACUGGCCGAAGCAUUUGAUUCUGCAAUCAAGCGAUAUAGACCAAGGGCGAUUAAAGCUCUUAAAAAGGAGAGAAGGGGGACUUCUGUUGAUAGCAGAUUGAGCCCUCAUGAUCCAGGAUUGGUUUCACAGGCCUCUGAUCUUUCUGAUAUCAUGGAAUCACCAAAAUCUAGUGAGAUUAGCCUAAGAAGUCAGAUGUCAAACGAAUCAGUUUUUUCUGAUUUUCACAUUGUGGCUAUAGACUCUGGUGUCCCUCGUCGACCUCCUGCUGGAAAACGUGCAAAUGAUCAUGCCAAUUAUCCUAAAUUGGUUGAGUUACUACUUAAUAGCUCUCAGUACUCCUCAAAUCUACUACAUGAAAUAACAGGAGGGAAAUUGGGAUCUCCUUUAGAGGACACCAAUGCAUCAUCAGAUAUAUUGACAAAUGAAAUGCAUGCCGUUGUUCAUGAAUUCCGUAAUGGAUUCCGAGCUGCUAUUAGGGAUCUGCAGGGAUUUCAUAUAUUUUUACUAACACUUCAUCAAAGACUGGACAGCUUAUUACGAGCAUUUUUGAACAUUAUGAAUAAAAUGUCAUUAGGGGAGUCUGAUAAAGAGGAGUUAGUGGUUCCUGAGUCACCUUCACAGGCUGCUGGAGCUGUUCAUUGGCCAUCACCACCAUGUAAGGAACGAUUUGUGAAUGAUAACCAUCCAGAUUUCAGUGAUCCAGAAUUGCAGAGAUGUGCUCCAAGGUCGUCAGCUUCAGGAAUUAGAGAAAGCUUAGACUCCUGUUCUUCCAUUUCACGAGAAAAUUGGCAUGGAAAGUUUUACAAAGGAAGUGGGGAGCCUGUUCGUAGCCUGCGUUUGACCACAAAGCUGCGUGACUUCCAUAGAUUUGCCAAGAUUGAUGCUGAGUCAAAUAAAGAAUUGGAACAGUGGAAUGAAAUGCUAAGAAAUGAUGCUGUUAGGCUCUGCCAGGAGAACAAUUUCAACACAGGGUUUUUUGAGGGUAGUGAUAAUAAUUGUGUUGUUGAUGCUUACGAAUUGAAGGUCAGACUAGAACAUAUUCUGGAGAGAAUUGCAUUGAUAUCUGAGGCUGCAAAUACAGAGAGGCCAUCUUCAAUUACAAGUAGCCUAUUCAUUGGUGGGUCCUUGGCUGCAAGAUCUGCAUUCACACUCCAGCAUUUAGGAAUUACUCAUAUAUUGUGUUUGUGCUCAAGUGAAAUUGGACAGUCAGAUUCUCAGUAUCCUGAACUAUUUAAAUACAAAAAUUUUUCUAUUCUUGACAGUGAAGAUACAAAUAUUGGCAGUAUCUUUGAAGAAGCUUCUGAUUUUAUUGAUCAAGUUGAACAAAUAGGCGGGAGAGUUCUAGUGCAUUGCUUUGAAGGGAAAAGUAGAAGUGCCACGUUGGUGAUAGCUUACUUGAUGCUUAGGAAGAACUUAACUCUGUUAGAAGCAUGGAAUGCCCUCAAACGAGUUCACCGCCGAGCGCAGCCGAAUGACGGGUUUGCCAAGAUCCUAUUAGAUCUGGAUCGGAAUCUACAUGGGAAGGUUUCCAUGGAGUGGCAACAACGAAAGCCAAUGAUGAAGGUUUGCCCCAUUUGUGGGAAGAACGCCGGUCUGAGCAGCAGCUCACUUAAGCUUCAUUUGCAGAAAUCACACAAGAAGCUGUCAUCAGGGAGCGUGGACAGUGCCAUGACCAUGGAAAUACAAAAGGCUUUGACGGCGCUCAAAAUUAGCCGAGGGGGAAGUGUCAGCCCUACACAGAGGCAGUCUCAUUCAAUAAUGGAUGAAUCGGAUUAGCAAGCCUUUAUAUCAGCGGGCGAAACUGUAAAGAUUAGGAUAUGCUUGUUUGUGUAUUUGUUUUCUGUCUUCUUGUUUUUUGUACUCAAGACAAAUACAUUAACAAACAUCUCAAAGCAUUCUUCAAAACAGCUGGAAAUAUUGAGAAGGUUAUA